AUGGCGAGCUAUUUUCGCCAUUAUCGUUGUGGUAAAUUGCAUGAGCACGGAGCACGUAAUCAUGGUAAGCAAGGACCAGUCGGACCGAAAGGAGAUGUUGGACCUAUGGGAAUCCCCGGUCUUGAUGCUCCAUGCCCCACAGGACCCGAUGGUUUACCUCUACCGUAUUGUUCCUGGAAACCUAUGGAUGUAGGUUUUGAUCCCAUUGUGUUACCCCGUGACUAG
Cylicostephanus goldi is the source of this 225-nucleotide messenger RNA. NCBI's taxonomy places the organism in Eukaryota, Metazoa, Nematoda, Chromadorea, Rhabditida, Strongylidae. The record is from the annotation of a GenBank genome assembly.